This is a messenger RNA of Cuscuta epithymum, 927 nucleotides long. Lineage: Eukaryota; Viridiplantae; Streptophyta; Magnoliopsida; Solanales; Convolvulaceae. The record is from the annotation of a GenBank genome assembly.
GACAGUUCAAAGUCAACAUUUGCAUUCAAAAGAGCACAUAAAGUAAAUACAUUAUCUGUAUAUAUAUAGACAUUAUUAGUCGCCCUUCAUGAUUAAAAACAUCUACACACAUUCUUCUGUCACAAAAUUAAAAGCAUAAUACCAAAUUUGAGCUAAGAUCGAUCGGAGAUUCAAUUCAGAGAGAAGAAAUAUAAUGGAAGGAUUAAUCCCAUAUCUGCUCCACGCCGUCAGGAAGCAAAAGCCUCGCCAUCACCACCACACCCUCGGCCGGUGCCUGUCCGACAACUCCAACCGGAGCUACCACCCGCUGAUCGGGCCUGAACCCGGCGAGGGCUCUACCCAUCGGAGAACAGUCUCCGACUUCCACGCUCCUGCUAUGCUUGAACCUUUUCCCGAUCAGAGCUCCGUCAGCAACAGAUCCUCUGCUCAGUCUGCUUCCGGCGGCGGGUCAGUGAUGUCUCCGGCUGCCGAUUCAUCAAAAUUACCAAAUAACCAUAGACCCAAUUCCGAUAUUUUAUUUGCUCCUUCGACAAGCGGCUAUCAAGCUUAUUCAACGGCCACCGCGGUCAAUCACCGACGAUGAAUUCAAACUCCGGCUUGAUCGCCGGCAUAUGUAAAAUUGUAUUCCGUGCUCUGUAUUUCAUCACCCACUUUUCAAACCGUGUGAUAUUUGUAUUAAUUUGACUUUAUUAUGGAUGUACUCCGUAUAUAUUUUCAUUGUACUUUAUUUUGGAUGUAUUUGAGUCACUUCUCGAUCUUCCUAAGCACCGAUGAGGUAAAUUGUAAAUUUUUACUCAUUUUUAAAAUAUACUAGAUUCUCACCCGCGCGAUGCGCGGGAUAUUAAAAUGUAAUGGCGAUGCUACAUUAUUUGUAAAAAUUACUUGGUCGUGUUAAAUGUAUGAAAAUUGUUAUAGACGUGACAUGCA